This is a messenger RNA of Chenopodium quinoa (quinoa), 702 nucleotides long. RefSeq lists its product as uncharacterized. Gene Ontology annotation, molecular function: nucleic acid binding; RNA-DNA hybrid ribonuclease activity. The transcript has a single exon. Lineage: Eukaryota; Viridiplantae; Streptophyta; Magnoliopsida; Caryophyllales; Amaranthaceae. Bases 1 to 702 code for a protein of 233 amino acids. The record is from RefSeq and is a predicted model, not a curated record.
AUGGCUAUGUCAUGUCUUGAUAGCCUCCCUGCUGUUGAUCAUGCCUUGUUUAUUACGACAUGUUGGGCUAUCUGGAAUGCGAGAAAUCGAUGGAUUUAUGAAGGUGAGCAAUGUGAUCCGAAGAAGUCGAUGGAGCAUGUGAAGAAGGUUAUUGGUGAGCUAGCUAAGGAUGAGGUAGGGGCUAGUUCUGGGGGCAGUCGUGGUCAGCAAAGUUGGAAGCCUCCUUCUGCGGGACGGCUGAAAUUAAAUGUUGAUGGUGGUGUGAGAGAAGGGUUGGGUUCGUCUGUUGGUGUGGUGCUGCGGGAUGCUAAUGGCGUUGUUGUUCUGGCUGCGUCUUGGAUGUUCGAGGAUAGAUGGGAGCCAAGUAUUGUUGAAGCUAAGGCCAUACUUCUAGGUGUGCAAGCUGCUGCUGAUUUUGGUGCGAGAAACAUCGAGGUGGAGAGUGAUUGCUUAGGGGUUUUGAACGCAAUUAAGGCACAAGUGAGAGGUGACAGUAGUCUACAUUUAAUUUUCGAUGAUAUUUAUCAUGAAAUUCGGUCUUUUGAUUUUGUUUCGUGGAGUUUUACUCAUAGGGAGGGGAAUAAAGUGGCACACGAGUUAGCUCAUUGCUUUCCGUGGGAGCCGGGUAGUAGAGUUUGGUUGUCUAAUUUUCCUAGUUGUAUUGUUCCUCUUUUGGAUUUUGAUCUCCCUACUAAUGAAUGA